Molecule: messenger RNA, 747 nt
Organism: Cylindrotheca closterium
Lineage: Eukaryota; Bacillariophyta; Bacillariophyceae; Bacillariales; Bacillariaceae
Source: the annotation of a GenBank genome assembly
AUGAACUACGCCAGCAGAGGCGAGCAUGAUCCGAAAGCGGAACGGAAUAACCAACAUUUAAAAGCACUGUUUCGGGUUCACUUUCACCAAAUGCCAUUCAAGGCGAUUCCAAAGAAGUUGACUGUGGCACUUAUGACAAGAGUUGCAAAAAUAUCCAACUACUAUCCAGCAAAAGGUGGGUUGUCUCAAUACUACAGCCCACAUUUGAUUAUGCAUCAACGCAUGGUUGAUGCCUCUAAAGAAUUUGUUGCUGAGAUUGGUGCAUAUGUCCAUGGCUAUGGGCAUGAUACCAAGAAUAAUAUGGCUGCUCAAACAAUCAAAGGUGUUUACAUGGGACCCACCAAUGAUAUUCAAGAAGGGCACCAUAUAUAUGAUCUGAACACAAAGUGCGAGGCACGAUGUGCAAAGAUCAAGGUUCUUCCAAUGACUGAUCAAGUCAUCAAGAUUAUAGAAGAAGUCGCAAGAUUGGAAGGAGUGACAGAAUUAUGCACCUAUUCCAAGCGUAAUGGCGAGAUAAUCCUUGAUGGUGAUUUGCUCAAAGAAGUGGACCCAGAUGAACUGUGGGAUGAAAAUUAUGUACAAGUAAACCAAAUUGAGAGACUGAGUGAUGUGACCCUCCAAAAUGAAAAUAUUCCAGAUGACAAACUUGAUGAAUUACUAAUGGAUGCUGAAGCAGACAAUCAAGGUUCGACAGGGACAGGAACCCAAGAUACAAUAGCGAAACAAAUCAAUAUGAAGAUGAGCUAG